AUGGACUUGACUACUCGUCGUGGGGACUUGUUAGAAGGUGGAGCGACCGAUGUACUAUCUCUGAACGGGACUGAACAGGUGUGCCGGGAACUAGUGAACGGAACGGAGGGUGGUUGUGACGUCAGCGGCGUAACAGCACAAGUGACUACUUCAAGAAAGACGAGCUCUUUUAGUAUCAGGAACCUCGUCGGCACAUCGGACUCAGAUAGAUCAGCCGACGGCAUCACGAACGCCAGUGAUGGUAAGUCCUAA
Molecule: messenger RNA, 252 nt
Organism: Arctia plantaginis
Lineage: Eukaryota; Metazoa; Arthropoda; Insecta; Lepidoptera; Erebidae
Source: the annotation of a GenBank genome assembly